Messenger RNA from Metopolophium dirhodum (rose-grain aphid), 1545 nucleotides. RefSeq names its product piggyBac transposable element-derived protein 4-like. Lineage: Eukaryota; Metazoa; Arthropoda; Insecta; Hemiptera; Aphididae. The transcript has 2 exons. The record is from RefSeq and is a predicted model, not a curated record. The coding region runs from base 1 to 1545 and encodes 514 amino acids.
AUGACACACGACUCUGAUAAUGAAUAUCACGAAGUAGAUGAUGAAAUUAGUGAUGCAGAGAGUAUUGUAUCGGAUCAUGAAAGUGAGUCCGAUCAAGAAAUAUCUGAAGUUUCCGAAAAUGAAACCGAUAGCUCAGAAUAUAGUUCUAAUGAAACUGUUGAACAAAAUAUACGUUCUCAAAAUUUUAUUAAUGGAAAAAACAGGUACAAAUGGUCUUUACAGCCUUUUCCACAGAGACGUACUCGAUCUGAUAAUAUAAUAUCACAUCUUCCUGGUGUAGUUGGCUCUGCAAAAAUAAUUAAUAGUAGUAAUCCAAUUGAUUUUUGGAACAUUUUAUUUGAUAAUAUGAUGAUUGAAAAAAUUACUGAUUACACAAAUGUAAAAAUAACUGAACUAUCGAUUUCAUAUGGUAACACAAGUACAUUUACUGGGCACACAGACAUUAUUGAAAUUAAAGCAUUUAUUGGUUUAUUGUAUUUAUGUGGUAUCUUCAAAUCGGGCAUGGAAGAUGUAGAAGGACUUUUUGCUACUGACGGUACUGGUAGAGACAUAUUUCGCGCGACAAUGUGUUUGAAACGGUUUUUAUUUUUGCUUUCAACUAUUCGUUUUGACAAUAUAAUAUAUGAUAGAGAUGAUAGAAAAGAAUCGGGUGAUCGUGUAGCUCCAAUAUCAGAGUUGUUUCAAAUGUUUUUGGUAAAUAGUCAAUCAAAUUAUUCAAUGUCUGAAUAUUCUACAGUUGAUGAAAUGCUGGUUCCUUUUAGAGGGCGGUGCUCUUUUCGCAUGUAUAUGAAAAGCAAACCAAAUAAAUACGGACUCAAAGUUACGUGUUUAUGUGACGCAAAAAACCACUAUUUGUAUAAUGCAUUUAUUUAUUGUGGAAAAAAUAAUGUUCCAAAUCCUAAAAAGUUUGCAAUACCUACAUUAAAUGUGUUAGAACUUGUAACACCUAUUUUUAAUUCAAAUAGAAAUAUAACUGGGGAUAACUGGUUUUCUUCCAUAGAACUAAUAACUGAAUUAAAACGACAUGGCCUAACAUACGUGGGAACAUUACGUAAAAAUAAAAGAGAUAUACCAUCACAAAUUGUUCCUAACAAACAAACUGAAGUAAAUACAACAAAGUUUGCAUUUACCAAAGACAUAACAUUAUUAUCGUUUGUUCCAAAAAAGAAUAGAUACGUGUUGCUUUUAUCUUCUAUGCACCAUACGAAUACAAUAAAUCCGGAGAAUUCAAAACCAGAAAUUAUUGAAUUUUAUAACCAAACGAAAGUAGGAGUUGACGCUUUGGACCAAAAGUGUGCAGUCUAUUCAAGACUUCGACGUACACGAAGAUGGCCACUCGCUAUAUUUUACGCCAUGUUAGAUAUUGCUUCUGUGAAUUCACGUGUUUUAUAUAGUUGCAAAAAUAUAAACUCACCAAUACCACGUCGAAUGUUUGGAAUAAUAAUAGGAAAAGAGCUUAUUAUUCCUCAUAUGAAACGACGACUAUUACAAGAAAGACUACCUAGAGAAAUACCACAAAUUAUUAAAAAAAAUACCAGGAGAUAA